Plutella xylostella (diamondback moth) is the source of this 1919-nucleotide messenger RNA. NCBI's taxonomy places the organism in Eukaryota, Metazoa, Arthropoda, Insecta, Lepidoptera, Plutellidae. The record is from RefSeq and is a predicted model, not a curated record.
AAAAUUGACAGCGCAUUGCGCAAAAACGCCAAAAGAAAAACUCAAAUCAAAAGAGCGAAGUCAAGUGUGCAUGUUUCACGGAUAAACAUGUUAAAAAGUUCUUCAGAAAUUUUAGUUUUAUGUUACAUUUGGUGCCCAAAUCAUUCUAUACGGACUGAUAUAUUGAACAUAUCCCCGUCUUGAUCAAGUGUGAUACUUAGAAAAAUAAAUAGUGAAUUCUUAGUUCAGCAGAUUUUAGUUUAGUUUUAUCCAAAAACAACGUUCCACAAUGCCGAAAGGAAAGAAAAAGGGUAAAUACGAUCACAAGAGGACAGAGGUGUAUUCAUCAGAUGAAGAUGCAGGCAUCGACAUGGGGGAUAACUACUCCGAAACAUCCGGCCAGUCCGACAUGAAGAGUACCCACGACGAUGCAGAUAACGAACUGCAAGAGAAGCUCGAAGACAAAGUCGUAGAAGCGAUCGACGCCUUAUCCGCUCGUUCGAACGCGGCGCGCGCGGCGGCGCUAGUGUCGCUGCGUGCCGUGCUGCAGCGGCGGCACCUGUCGCACGUGCUGGCCAAUCACAGGGCGACGUUGGCGGACCACGUGACCCGCAUGCUGCGUCGCGGUAAAGACGGGGAGCGGCGGGCGGCCGCGGCUAUUGCGCCGACGCUGGCUUUGCAGAUCGGUGAUGAUUUCGCGGAGGAGUUCAUUCGCGAGGUGCGUCCGGCGCUCACCGCCGUCGCCACCGACAAGACAGCCUCGCUCGACUGUCGCACUGAGUGCUGCUCAUCGCUGGCUAUUCUGUGCUACCUGCUGGAAGACGACCUGGCAGAGAUACUGGAGGUCCUCAGAGUGUACGAGACAAUAUUCAGUGGCAGCUAUCUCAAGGGCGACGGCACAGUCAAAGUCACCGGCUCAGCAGUGGAAGAGGGCGCGUACCACGCGGCGGCUCUAGACGGGUGGGCGCUGCUGCUGCCGCUGCUGCCCGCGCACCACGCGGCUUCUCUGCUGAACGAGCAGCCGCCCGGCUUCGCGAGGUUGGGCGGGCUGCUGGAGGCUUGCAGUGUCGAGGUGCGCAUGGCAGCCGGCGGAGCGCUGGCCAUCGCCUACGAGCUGAUAGAAGAGUGCUUCGACGACCCACAGCAACAUAUAGAGGACAUGCUGCCGAGACUGCGCGAGCUGGUCAAAGACUCGUGUAAAUUCAGGGCCAAGCGCGACCGCAAGAUUCAGCGGGCCACGUUCAGGGAUAUCUUGAAGUAUUUCGAGGACGAUGAGAUCCCAUCCCUAACCAUCCGAGUGGGCACAGAGCAGAUAACCCUAGAGAGCUGGGCGGGGCAGGCACUCUACUCCCACCUGGCCCGCACGCUCGGCGCGGCGUUAGUCACUAUGGCACCCCACUCCGGAGUCUUGAGAAGCGCUUUGGGCCUGAGUGAGACCCCCGCUAUUAUCAGCGCUGCGGAUAAGGUUAAUAAGCGGACACGGCAUCUUCAGAACAACGCAGCGUGCAAAGCUCGGACCCUGGCCCGUAACAAGAACCGAGACAAAAGAUCCGCCACACUGGCCUUGUGAGGACCACUGGACACCCUGUAUAACGACGACAGACGCCUCGCGACCAUCCUGUAUGUUCCAACGACUUACAAGACUCUUGAUAUUUUAGCAACAAACGUAUAGAUCAGAAAAACAACUGAGGUGAUAAAUAUAUGAACUGAUUGGUUCUAAGUUUUCUUACGAAUCAAUUGCGCAAUUUGCAACUCGUUACAUUUACAUUUCGCCCCGUUCGAACGGUGGUGACGUUUUUAUACGUACUGUUGUUAUGAAGCUGUAAAGUUUCUAAACAUAAAUAUGUGGCUUAUUCAUCUCAGUUGUGUUGCCUAAAGCGUCCACCAUUUAUACAACGCAUAUAAGGGUCAACAUGUCUUUGUUAAUUCUAGUAUUGUCA